Messenger RNA from Diabrotica virgifera virgifera (western corn rootworm), 2059 nucleotides. RefSeq names its product FK506-binding protein 2. NCBI's taxonomy places the organism in Eukaryota, Metazoa, Arthropoda, Insecta, Coleoptera, Chrysomelidae. The transcript has 3 exons. The record is from RefSeq and is a predicted model, not a curated record. Gene Ontology annotation, molecular function: calcium ion binding; peptidyl-prolyl cis-trans isomerase activity. Bases 93 to 758 code for a protein of 221 amino acids.
CUAGCCGACUACUCGUUCCGUGGCACGAAUAAAGUUUUUCAUUCACGUUCAGUUCAGUUAACUUCGAAACUUUGUCGUGGAAGUACAAAACCAUGUUUGGAAACACGCUUUUCACCGGCUUCUUUUUCGGCGCACUUUUCGCCAUCGCAUCUUGCACAGAUGACUUAAAAGUUGAAGUGUUAUUCAAACCAGAAAUGUGUGAUGUUAAGUCCAAGCAGGGAGAUACGUUGACCAUGCACUACACUGGUACUUUGACCGAUGGUAGUAAAUUUGACUCAAGUUUGGACAGAGACCAGGCCUUCUCCUUCCAACUCGGCGUCGGCCAAGUCAUCAAAGGAUGGGACCAAGGUCUAGUAGACAUGUGCGUAGGAGAGAAACGUAAACUGACCAUUCCACCACACCUCGGAUAUGGCGACAAAGGGGCCGGUAAUGUUAUUCCCGGAAAAGCCACACUCAUCUUCGAAGUAGAAUUAAUCAACAUUAGUGAUGCCAAACCUGCAACGGCUAAUGUCUUCAAAGAAAUCGACAGCAACAAAGACAAUCAGCUAAGUCGUGAGGAAGUAAGAGAUUUUUUGAGCGACUACCUCAAAAAACAAAUGGCAGCCGCCGAUGACGGCGACGUCCCAAGUGAAGAAAUGAAGAACAUGUUAGCAGAUCACGACAAACUAGUAGAAGAAAUCUUCCAACACGAAGAUCAAGACAAGAACGGAUACAUCUCGCAUGCAGAAUUCUCCGGCCCUAAACACGACGAAUUAUAAAACAAGAUAAUACAGAUUUAACACCUAGUGAAUUGUCAUUCCAUAACGAUGCAUUUUUUACCAUGCUCCAUAUUUUUAUACAUCGAGUCAACAAAUUUAACUGUGUAUUUAAGUCGUAGUUACAGUUAUUAGUGCGUUAAUUGUUGGAAAAGGGAAAGUGUCUUAGGUACAGAUUGACAGAAAUAUCUAAAACCGCCAAGGUCAGAACGAUCGGAAACUUUGAUUACGCAACGUUGUCAGGAUUUCAAGGCUUUUCAUCGUAUUUAGUACUUAAUAUUCCAGUUAUGUUUAAUAUUUCAAAUUGUAACGCCACGUUGGGCGCCAUUGUGUAGAGAUUAAGUAUCAUAGGUGAUUGAAAUAUUAUUUUUCAAGAGUAUUUCAAUUAUCUGUGGUAGUUUAUCGCUACAAAAUUAAUAAUAGAUAAUGAAUAUCUUGAUCAAAGAAUGGUCACUUGUAUGUUUCUUAAUGUAACCUAGUGCAAACCUCUGACGUAAAUACCAAAGUCGUACAACGUCGUCACUUUACAGAUACCUACCUUAUCCAACACAAACGCAUUUUAAUUAAUUUUGUUAUAUAAUGUACAUAGUGACUGAAUCUUUUCGGCAAUUUUAUAGUGUACCGGGCAUUUGUUUACAAGAAUAUUUUUAAUUUUGUUCUAUUUUUAUUUUUUGUAAUACUAAGCUAGUUUAUGUAUAUCUAAAAGAUUCAGUCUCAAUAAAAUAAUUCUUUUAGAAGAAUAUAGAUGGCGCUUUUGGGAUAAUAGCUUAGUGGAACUAGGAGCAAAGUAGUAAUCAAAGAAUUAUGAAUUGCCAUCAGUUAGUAUCAUCUUAAAGCCCUAUAUAGUAUGAAAAUAUACUUUCAAUGAAAAGCGUAGUAUGACCUUUGAUACAAUUUCUUUGAUUAUUAUCGCAUCUCUCUUUGCGCUUUCAUUACUGUUUUGCUCUUUGUUCCACCAGGAUUUUAGCCUAGGCAGUUUUUGAAAAUUUUGAAAUUUUGUACCUAUAGGUGUAUAACCAACCAUUUUUUUAGUUUUAUAUAAAAUAAUGUUUAUUUUAAUUCUGUAAGGCUUCAUCCACUUAAAAAUUUAACUGCUUAGAAAGGUAUAACAGCUAGAUGAUAAUCCUCUCACUUUUCUAACUUCUUGUUAUCUACUCUAUUUAUUUAUAUUUAGAAUAUUAGAGAUGCAUUUUAAGUUUUUUAAAUCUGCACAGUUGUUGUUGUCAUUGAUUUUUUACUUCAUAUAUGUUUAUAUUUGUUACAAGAAAUGAUUGUAAUAAAAGUUUUGAUACGAACUUAUGAAA